Phaedon cochleariae (mustard beetle) is the source of this 3914-nucleotide messenger RNA. Lineage: Eukaryota; Metazoa; Arthropoda; Insecta; Coleoptera; Chrysomelidae. The record is from the annotation of a GenBank genome assembly.
AGACGUCAUCUGAUAGACGUCAACUGCCAAUGUAAACAAAAACAAACCUAAUGUCAAAAUUUUCGAUUUAUUUCAGUGUUUUUUUCAAUUUGCAUUGAUCAUUGAUGAUUUUGUGAAUAAUUGUGAAAAUAAAAAAAAUCUGAAAAUUUUGAAUUCAUAGAUCCUAUAAUCAUGGAUGACGAGAAGGAUAUUAAAAAAAUGAUGAUGAUUCUAGAUAAGAACAAGAAGGAAAAUUUGGAGGAUUUUCAAUAUGAAGAAUUUAUCAAUUGUGAUGAUAGUGAUGUGGAAGAGAUUAAUUAUGCUGAAGAAACAGCCAACGAUGACGAAGACUUCACGUUCCUUGAAACCCUUUCGAUGGAAAUAACAAACCUCUACAAAUACGACCCGAUAUCAUCUCUCAGACCUGAAGAAAUACUUGUCAUCGAUUCCUGUACUGAUCCAAUAUUGAAGAAAAUUCUCCUCCUAAACAGAAAUAAAAACAUGCAACUGAUUCAGUUUUAUAAAAAAAUUAAAGAUCUUCUGAUUGAGUGCAAACAAAACAUAAUUGAAAAAAAUGAAAUCGUGAGAGGGUACAUCGACAUGCAGAAAAAAAACUAUGUCACAUCCGGAACGUGGAAAUUAGGGGCUCCCUAUUUCAAAGACGAAAAGUUAUAUUGUAGCCCUCCGAAUAGAGAUACUAAAAGAAAAAGAGCAAAUGGAGAAUUGACAAUUUAUGAAACGUUUCCACUUUGUAAAUGGACGAAUUUUGAAUGCCAGAGACUUCUAGGAGCUGUUAAGGUCAAUUACAAUAUGUAUCAGCAAACUGAAAUCAAAAACAGGAUAAAGACUAUUUGUUCACAGAACGAUAGUUCAAGUUCACAGCUUCUAAAAGAACUUGAAGAACAAUUGAGGGAACUGAAAGAUAAUGGAAAUUCUACAGUGCCCAGUUUGGAUUCUGAUGAAAAUAUUGACUGGGAUAGGGUAGCUGAAGUAUUUCUGAAAGAUAAACAUACUGCCUUCGAAUGCCGUUCAUUCUGGCGAAUGUUCCUCCACCCAUCCAUCAACAAAAGCCCUUGGACACCUGAGGAGAACAAAAAACUACAAGAAAUCGUGAAGCGCUUCAAAUACCAGAAGUGGGAUGAAAUAGCGAAGGAACUCGGGACGAAUAGAUCAGGUCUGACUGCAUGUAUAAAUUAUUACAGCAGCUUACACACCACAUUCAGAAGGGGCGAGUUCACGUUCGAAGAAGAUAGAAAACUCCUCGAGCUGAUCAGCAGAUAUAGGUUAGGAGCAUACAUACCCUGGGUGAAAAUAGUGAGACAUUUCAAGAAUCGGAACAGGUCACAACUCCACCAUAGGUACACGUACAGUCUCAGCCAAAGUGAUAAGAAGAAAGGUAAAUGGACGCAAGCCGAGGAUAUCGUCUUGAUGAUUUGUGUGGACAAAUUCGGAAUGUGCUAUAAGAAAUGUUCGCAGUAUUUGCCACAGCGGUCUAUUACACAGUGCAAAGCAAGGUACAGCGCCAACCUGAGAAAUUCCCUAAAGAAAGGCACCUGGACGGUCGAGGAAGACCGAGCCAUCGUCGAGCACAUGGCCUCCGACAACCAAUCAUGGUCGACUCUGGUUGAGCAGCUGUCGAGGUGUCGCGGGCAGCUCAGGCAGCGCUAUCAGGUGAUCCAGGCGUUUCUCAACUCGAACCCGGACAAGAAAGUCGAGGAUGUGCCGAAGAGGAAGCACGGCUGGAAGAACGAUACGGAAGAAGAGACAUUUAAGUUCAUGAGAAAAAUCGCAGAUCACUACAAGAAUUUGGCAUGCAUUCCGACAGUUGAAGAGAUCCAGAAGCAAUUAGAUUGCAAUGUGUUCGAUGAAGAAUCUAGCACAACAGGGUCAAAAAUCCAUCAUAAAACUGAUCAAUUUGUAGUGGAUGAAAAAAUUGAUGCUGAAAAAAAUGUUGAUGAUAUGCUGACAGAAGUCUUUUUCAAUUCUCAUGAAAGCAAUGUUGCUAAACAACUUUCCUCUAAAGAAGUUCAAGAGGUUACGGAUAAUAUUACCUUACUACUCGAUUUGCUGCAAGUUAACUUGGAAAUUCCAAAUAAUUUAGACAAUUUUGACCUGGACAGGUUUGACCAAUUGAUCCUCAGAGAGUUGGCAACAAGGCAAAAACUAAAUAGACUCGAAUCUUAUGGAGCGAGAGGUCGCUGUAUAAAUAAUUUGGUUCCACCUAACAUCAGCAAUUCAUUUGGUUUGCGAACAUUAUUGAAUAGAUAUUUGCACUUCAAGUCGAUGGAUCAGAGGAUCCUGGGUAAGUUGGAAAUGUCGAAGACCACAGUAAGCAGAAUCGAUUUCCAAAUAUAUAAUGAAUUGUCACAACUACCCGCAGCAAAACAAACCAGAAUAUUAGAAGACAGAUGGCUCUUUUUGCAGCGAUUCCUCUCGCUGUUCAAAUGGCCGGCUAUGCUCACCCUAGAGGGGCCUACCGCAGAUUUGAGAAGCGUAACAGAGUCCAUCGAGACGGAUAUUCGCCCACUCGUCAAGAGGACGUACAGCAGAAAGAACAAACCGGCAGAAAGUAGCACACCUGAGUCUACAGAGUUGAGUAUACAUCCACUCGUCGAGAAAUCAUACAGUAGAAAAACCAAACCAGAAGCAGAUGUCAAGGCAGUACCUGAUAAUAAAAAGGCAAAAUUGGCGGCGCCUAUAAUGAUACCAAUUAAAUUGACCCCGGUUACAAACAAAAGUGUCCUAGAGAAUCUCAUGAAGGACAAAAACAAAAAAUUAUUUCAGCUCACUAAAGUUAAAUGCGGUAAAAACGUCAAGACAAUCCAAACAGAGAUCAAGCUGUACCCUAGUAAAAAGGUCAACCCAAAAACAGUUCCAGAUAUAGAACCAGUUUUGAACAACCCUACAGCUUCUUGUAGCUAUAGUAAAAAUAGUGAAACGUGCUCGAGUUAUAGUGAAAACUUUUCUGAAAAUAAUGAAAAUGGAGAAGAUGUGAGUGAAUCUGAUUGUCUGCCUGAUGACGCUAGUGAUCUAAGCAAGUUGGAAUCUUUCCUACAAAUGCAAAAGAGCACAGUUGAUGAUGAUUCCGACAAUGAAGGUGAGAGUUCUUCAAUGUAAAUUCAUUUGUUUCAAGGGGUUGUAGAAACGUUUUCAAAACGGUUUGAAAUCAAAGAUUUUCUUGAUGAAACUGUGAAGUCAACGAAUACAGUUUAUUCUGGUUCAAAUGCUUCUGCAAAACGGUUUGAAAUAAAGUUCUGAAGAGUUGAUUAUUUGUCCACAUCUCAAAAGAUGAUACACAAAAUUAACAAUGAAGAAUGAAUGUUGUAUAAAGCCCCCUAAAUCUGAUGAAGUUAAUAUUGGAACCUAUGAUAUUGUCUUUAGCAUAGACAAGGAAGUAGCACAAACAUAAGUUUCUCGUUCACAUGUCUGGAACACCUAUCAGACAAAACAGUUUGUUUUUUUACCAGAAUAGAUGGAAAUAUCUUUGUCCAAAUACUUUUCCAGCGGUCCUUUUGCAGUUCUCAGUCUUUGGGUGGUGGAAAUUAUAAAAUAUAUAUUUACGUAACUUGUUAGGAAACGUGUAACGAAGGAUUGUGGGGGACGAGCGAAGCGAUAUCCCACAAAACACAGAGUUAUAGUUGAAGAGCCGGUUGCAUAUUUCAACCUUCAUCUGAUAACGAAAUUGUAUAUAAUAUACUGUCUGUAGUUUAAUCGAGGAGGUGGUACAUUCAUUAUUCCAAAUUUUUUGGGAUUUUCGCCUCGUUUCUAAAAAAUAAAAAUAUGAAUAUUAUUUCAAUAUACGUGUUGUAAGGACAAAUCAGAUGACUUGCCCCGAAAUGUCACUGUGUUUAAAGAAUUCUCCUAUCAGGGAGCCUAAAAGAAAAAUUCACUAGGUUGCCAGGAACAAUUUGUAUUGAAAAAAGUUUGGAGAAGAG